Molecule: messenger RNA, 853 nt
Organism: Sceloporus undulatus (fence lizard)
Lineage: Eukaryota; Metazoa; Chordata; Lepidosauria; Squamata; Phrynosomatidae
Product: protein phosphatase 1 regulatory subunit 14A-like
Exons: 4
Coding region: 57-503 (148 amino acids)
Biological process (GO): regulation of phosphorylation
Cellular component (GO): cytoplasm
Molecular function (GO): protein serine/threonine phosphatase inhibitor activity
Source: RefSeq, a predicted model, not a curated record
GCUGCUAUAAAGCCCCCUUCCCCGCCGGGCGCCCCGUCUAGCAGAGAGGACCAGGGAUGGCAGCCAACCGGGUGGGAAGGCGCCUGGGUCGGGCUUCUCCGGCGCGUCCCUCCGCAGCAGCAGGGCUCUCCCCGGGGGUCUCUCGGACGGAGCGGACCCCGAGCCCCGGACUCCAGCGACGCCAGGCCCGGGUGACCGUCAAGUACGACCGCCGCGAGCUCCAGAGGCGCCUCGACACCGAGAAGUGGAUCGACGGCUGCUUGGAGGAGCUCUACCGGGGACAGGAGGCAGAGAUGCCUGAUGAGGUGAACAUCGAUGCUCUCCUGGAGAUGGCCACAGACAGUGAGAGGGCAAAGAAACUACAGGGUAUCUUGGAAUCAUGCCACAAGAACACAGAGGAGUUCAUCCAAGAACUUCUAGGGAAGCUGCGAGGCCUUCGAACAGAGCAUGUCCUCCGACGAACAAGCCCCAGCAGCCAGGGGGGAUGUGGAGCCAGGCACUGAAAUCCAGGAGCAGGUGUGAGGUUGAUGGGCAAGGCAAGGCCCUGAUCACGAUCAGGGAGGGACUUCUCAUUAGUCCCCACAAACACUGCCAGGAUGGCUUCCUCGCUGGGGCCGUGCCUGGCUGUGAUAAUGCUGCCACUGAGGAUGAUGGUGUUGUCAUUGUCUCAGAUGCCAAAUCGCCAGCAGAGCUGAGAUGUACAGACGUUUGCCAGGGCAGCUGCAUCGCAGGGUCCUUUUCUGCUGCAGCAACAUUUUCAGAUAAUUACCUCCUGCCACAUUGUAUAAAUCUGUAUAGUGAACUGUAUCCUCUGCUUUGGGUUUCUCCUGUGUAAUAAAGUGCUUUGUCUUUA